AUGAUGUCUAGCAUCGCAAUUCUUCUUUCACUUGGGCACCUGGCCGUUGGGGCUGCCGUACCAUAUUCCGACCUGCGAGCCCUGCUCCAAAACUCGAGUGUCCAAUGGUCGCCCCAGACCGAACUCUUUUUCCCGAACACGUCCGGCUUUCAGGACGCAACUCAGCGCUGGUCCAGCUUUGAGGAGCCGACAUACAAAGCUGCGGUCCGGCCUGGAACUGAGCUCGACGUGCAGACGGCGGUCUCGAUUGCAACCCUGAAUAACAUCCCAUUCCUCGCCACUGGAGGUAAGCAUGGCUACUCAACCUCAUUCGGCCAGCUGGACGAUGGCCUUGCCAUAGACCUGAGCAACUUCAACACCAUUAAUGUCAACAAGAACGCAAGCACCGUGACCAUCGGUGGGGGCGUUCGCUUCUCCGACAUCUUCGACCCGCUGUAUGCUGCUGGCAAGGAACUCCAAACUGGCUCUUGCCCCUGCGUUGGUACAGUUGGAGCCACUCUCGGAGGGGGCGUUGGCCGGUACCAGGGCGUGCACGGGCUGAUAAUCGACGCCCUGCUCUCGGUCCGGCUGGUCACGGCCACCGGCAAGCUCAUCACUGUGUCCGUCGACUCGAACCCGGAGCUGUUCUGGGCCCUGCGCGGCGCCGGCAUGAACUUUGGCGUCGUCACCUCGGCGACGUACAAAGUGGCUGACCUGACCAACGGCGGACAGGUAUUGAGCGCCGACCUGAUCUAUCCGGGUUCCGUAAACGGUUCAUUCUUCGAGGCGCUGGAGAAGCUGGCGGCGGAUCAGCCGAAGGAGCUGUCCGUCACGGCCGCGUCCAGCUAUGACGUCCACACCGAUAGCACCAUGCUGGUGGCCAACAUCGUGUACGCCGGCCCGGAGGACGAAGGCCGCGCAGCCAUGGCGCCGUUCCUCGACCUGGAGCCAACCACGCAGGACGUGUACACAGUAGCGUGGAACGAACUGGCCGGCAAAGCGUUCUUCGGCAUGGCGUCGCAGAUGUGCACCAAGGGUGCGCCGCACAGUACCUACGGCAUCAACGUGCGCGACGUGUCAGCUGCCGCCUACACGCGGGCCUUCGACGCCAUGGACGCCUUGUACGCCACCACGCCCGCCGCGCGCAGUAGCGCCUUCUCGAUCGAGGUCUUCUCCAACGCGGGGCCGAUGGCCGUGCCUGACGACGAGACAGCGUAUCCGUGGCGCGAUUCCUCCGCUCUCAUACUGCUGCAAUCUUCGUGGACGGACGAGUCCGCUGCCGACGCCGCCAAUAAGAACUGCGAAGAGAUUCGCGCCGACCUCGUCGCCAGCUCUGGCUACGACGACCAUGCCGUCUACGUCAGCUACGCGCACGGCGAUGAGACGCCCGAGCAGAUGUUUGGCGCUGAGAAGCUGCCACGGCUGGCUGCGCUCAAGCAAGAAUGGGAUCCUAAUAACGUCUUUGGCUUCGGAAAUGCCGUGCCUACCAGCUACCCGUAG
This is a messenger RNA of Lasiodiplodia theobromae, 1479 nucleotides long. Its product is annotated as FAD-dependent oxidase. The transcript has 5 exons. The record is from RefSeq and is a predicted model, not a curated record. Bases 1 to 1479 code for a protein of 492 amino acids. Gene Ontology annotation, molecular function: oxidoreductase activity; FAD binding. Lineage: Eukaryota; Fungi; Ascomycota; Dothideomycetes; Botryosphaeriales; Botryosphaeriaceae.